AUGGAUAAUCUCGUUAAAGUGCAUGGUGGCGGGGCAAACUAUGACUCCGAUUUUAGUGACGAUGAAACCCAUGGAGAGACAUCAGAGAGCAAACUUAAAAGGAAACAUGAAGAAGAAAUUUUACAGAAGCCAUUCCAGAAAGAUCGGCACUCUCAGGUGGCACACCGCAAUUUUCACGCCAAUGAACUGGACAGAGAAGAAGCCAGAAAUAGAAGAGCCCACUUGAUAUCACUCAAUGCUUUCGAGCGACAUAAAAAGUUUGUCAGCGACUACAUACUCUAUUACGGAGGACACAUGGCCGACUUCAAACGCUCUACAAAAAAUGACAAAACCGACUCAGAUGUUUUACGGGAGAACCAUCGCUUCCUCUGGAGGGAUGAGGAUGAAGAAGAUAUGACUUGGGAAAAGGAAUUGGCAAAAAAGUAUUAUGACAAGCUGUUUAAGGAGUACUGCAUAGCUGAUCUCAGUCGAUAUAAGGAAAACAAGUUUGGCUUCCGCUGGCGGACGGAAACUGAAGUUGUUUCCGGGAAAGGUCAAUUCCAAUGUGGCAACAAACGCUGUGAGAAACAAGAAGGCCUUAAAAGCUGGGAGGUGAAUUUUGCCUACGUGGAACAAGGUGACAAGAGGAACGCGUUGGUCAAACUGAGACUUUGUCCAGAAUGCUCCUUCAAACUCAACUUCCACCAUAAACGAAAGGAGGUGAAGGCAAAGAAGAUAUUAGGAAAGGUAAGAGAAGAGAAGCAGGAGUCACCACGGAAAAAGAAGAAGAAGAGCUCACCGUCGCGCUCCAAGAAGCGCAAGCACCGGAGGCACAGGGAUCCGUCUUCUUCCUCGUCUUCCGGCAGCUCGGACGAGUCGUCGGGCAAAGACACGGAAGGAGAGGCUUGCGCCUCCGAGUCGGACCACUGGCGAGGACCCGCCCCGGCAGUGGAGGAAAAGUCAAGGGAAGAAGAAUUUGACGACUACUUUGAGGACUUGUUCCUCUAG
Molecule: messenger RNA, 987 nt
Organism: Nerophis lumbriciformis (worm pipefish)
Lineage: Eukaryota; Metazoa; Chordata; Actinopteri; Syngnathiformes; Syngnathidae
Source: RefSeq, a predicted model, not a curated record